AUGUUGUACGAAGCCGCGCCCCUUGUUCUCAAACUUUUUGAGCUCAUAAAUCAGCCACCAAAAACAAUCGAAAUUCUUCCAGGUGACCUGGAACAGUGGCUGUCAGCUGAACUUCCCUUGGAAUCACCCCAACCUUCUGCCGAUUUCCCAUUCGUCUUCGUCGAGGGCAACCUCGGCAUCCCGAAGAAAGUUCUAUAUGCUCUUUACCUGACCACGGCUGCCGUUCCCCGCAACGCAGACCCACAUUAUGCAAAGGCUUCCACUUGUGUCACCCUUCUUCUCAAUCCUGCUCAUCAAACUGCUUUGAACACGCGAAAGCGACUUGUCCUUGCUGGACUCCUAUCUCCAGAAAAAGAGCUGGAAUAUACAGGACUCCUCUUGCGCGGACCCCCCGAUUGUGCCAAACAGUCCGUUCUUUGGGAUCAUCGCAUGUGGUGCUUCAAGCGCCUCUAUGAUUCCCUCGGCGCCGUCAACACCCAGAUGCCAUUGCCGCUGCUGCAUGAAUGGUAUAUUCCAGAGGAAUUGAAAUUACUGCCGAAAAUACCGCAAUGCGUCAUUCGGGACGAAUUCCGCAUCAUAGCGCACGCCUGUGAGACGUAUCCACGAAAUUAUCAUGCCUGGACCCAUAGGCACUUCAUAGUUGGUAUCUGCUAUGCUUUAGGGGGGGCGAUCGACGAGGGUUCUGAGGAGUAUUGGAACAUCCUAAUCGAGGAACACGCAAACCUACGGCGCUGGAUCGACCUGCAUGUUUCUGAUUACUCGUCGAUGCAUUCCUUUGGACAGACACAGAAACUUAUAGACCAUCUCGUUUCCUCUUCUUUCCCUCGCGCGACUGAAUCUGCAAUUAGUUCCCUCCCAUCUUUUUCCAACCAUGCUCUGCUCCUUGUAACUCAUUACCCUUCUCACGAAUCCCUCUGGAUGUUUUUGCGGAUCGCGCUUGGCCAAAUGCCAGCUCAUAAUAGAAGAGUGAUUCUAGAGGACAUGCAGGCAAGCUCAACGUCAAACGAAGCGAUCCGUCAAACACUACGCUGGUUUGGUUAUAGUAACUCCUAG
Messenger RNA from Laccaria bicolor S238N-H82, 1053 nucleotides. RefSeq lists its product as uncharacterized. The transcript is spliced from 2 exons. Lineage: Eukaryota; Fungi; Basidiomycota; Agaricomycetes; Agaricales; Hydnangiaceae. Bases 1 to 1053 code for a protein of 350 amino acids. Gene Ontology annotation, molecular function: protein prenyltransferase activity. Gene Ontology annotation, biological process: protein prenylation. Gene Ontology annotation, cellular component: cytoplasm. The record is from RefSeq and is a predicted model, not a curated record.